AAAAAACGACGCUCCCCGUCUCCUUCCUUCUGCUACAAAUCAAAUCCCUGCUUCGAUUUCUGUUCUUAGGGCUUCCAUCGGGGAGUUCUCCAAUACCACUGCUGCUCCCUUGCCUUGGAGAAACCGCGCGAUCGCCAUUGUUAUUCUCUGCGGAGGUGUAUUCAACUCUGGAAGAAGACAUGGACGAGGAAAUGGAGGUUGAGACAGUUGUGUUUGAGGCUUAUGAAGUGGACGUUCAGUACGAGUUCGAUGCGGCUAUGUACUUUGAUUUCACUCGGGAGGAGACUUGUGAUGAGGCCCGUGAAGCAGAGCUUUGGUUCCAGUCCGCCGGAAGCUACCCUCCUUCUCCGUUUGUAGCAAAGCUAUUUUUGAGGGAGGACUGUCAUUUCGCUUUUGAAAAUGCAUCUAAAAAAUCUGAAGACCAUGGUAGCACAAUUGAAUCGCUGAAUGGUGCCAGUCAGGAAGCUGGUUCAGUACGCGAGAAUGACAGAGAUUGCCAAGGAGCAAACAGAGGAAUCUUCACCAAUUUACGGGAUGGAGACGUACAAAAAAUUCACAAUCAACAGCUUCAAUUUACAUCAGGAUCUACAUCAUAUAAUCAUCCGUCCUUGAACAAACCCAUGGUGAAAGCCCCAUCUUGUGCCAAGCCUUCUAAACCAAGGGGCACUACGUUGAUGAAACCAACAGCAAGCCACUUAGCGAGACAAAAUUUCCCUAAUCAACUUUCUGAUUUCAAGUUGCAGAAAGCACUUGUUAAAAACAAUGAGACAAGUGCCUAUAGUUCUGGGAUUGAAAGUCAAGCUAUUAAGAAGCAGAAGCUGGAUGGAGGUCACUCACGUAAGGUGAAUGAAAUAAAACAGCAGGCUAGUUUAGUCCACAAGCUUCCCAAAAAGGAUGGAGUUGCUGAUAAAACUACUACAAAUUCCAAGCUGAAGAUUACAAUUCCUAGGCAGCCUGACCUUGAAACAGCACAUAGGGCGCAUAGAAUAAGACUGAAAAGUAGGAUGGAAGAGGAUAAUGAGAUAACAACUACUCGAAGGUUUAGAGCCCGUCCAUUAAACAGAAAAAUUUUAGAGGCUCCAUCACUGCCGCUCCCGACGAAAAGCACUCCCAAAUUGCCAGAGUUUCAAGAAUUUCAUUUGAGGACGUUGUUGAGGGCAAUGCAAAAUACUUCUGCUGUUUCGUCUUCAGCAUUUCAUCAUGAUUAUUCUGACAUUACAGUCACAAAAAACUUGGAGUCUAGAAGAUCAAAUGCCAUCGAUGAUGGAAAGCAUGAUGAGUAUCAUGUAAUGCCAAAUUUCAAGACAUGUCCUCUUAAUAGGAAGAUAUUUUCAAGUAAAGGGGAAAUGGGUGUUUAUAGAAAUAGCAAGCAAGAAACCACAAUACCAAUGGAAUUUAAAUUCCAUAGUGAGAAGCGAAUUCUACAACCACCAACAGAACUUUUCAACAAGCUUUCCCUGACGUCUCAACUCCACUCAGAUGGAUCUUUGUCGAAAGUUCCUUCGCGCCCAUCCAUACCUCUAAAGAGCUCGAAGGAAAAUAAUUUGGUGUUGUUUCAACCAGAACACAAGAUUACCCCAUUGGUGAAAGAAACACCUUUGCUUGCUGGAAAACAGAUUCGUUUGGGGAAUAAUGGAUGCAUCUCUGAUUCCUGCAGCCAGUUGACGGUGAGGAAUUUGGGAAUUCGCUAAGUAUGUAGAAUUCUGAAGGAAUGGUUUCUUUCUGCUGGGGCAUUUGAUUUCGUUUUCGGCCUCCGCAUAGAGAAACCAUUACAUGAUGUUGAUAACAGUACAGGACAGAUUCUCGAGCUAUUUUUUCUUCAUAGAAACCAAUUGAUGAAGCCCAUACAGUACAGGAAAGGUCGUCAAAAAGAUGUUUUCUAGAUUUAUCUUAUCUAACCAACUCUCUAUGUUCUCCCCCCAAAACUUGUAUCCAAAUCCAAAUAAGCAUGCCAAGUCCGCCGGAUAUGUACAGCCCUCAUUGCCCCGUCAACUUCCUUGUAUCCCCGACGUAAAUGUAUCGUUUGCUACUCAAAAGAAUAUACACACACAACUUCAUCUUUACAGUUACAUUCUCAUGUCGAAAAACUUGCCAGACUCUUUUGAAUCAUUAAACUUUUUAUAUUA
Momordica charantia (bitter melon) is the source of this 2126-nucleotide messenger RNA. Its product is annotated as Cell cycle regulated microtubule associated protein. NCBI's taxonomy places the organism in Eukaryota, Viridiplantae, Streptophyta, Magnoliopsida, Cucurbitales, Cucurbitaceae. Gene Ontology annotation, cellular component: spindle; nuclear microtubule. The record is from RefSeq and is a predicted model, not a curated record. Gene Ontology annotation, molecular function: microtubule binding; protein kinase activator activity. Gene Ontology annotation, biological process: mitotic spindle assembly; activation of protein kinase activity; regulation of mitotic spindle organization.